GGGGCGUCGCGCGGAGGGUGGGCGGAGCGCAAAAAAAAGUGGGCGGAGCCGGCAGCAGUGGUGGAAUGCGGCGGCGGCGACGCGGGCGGCGGCGGCGGCCCAGGUGCUGAUCCCUGGCUGCCCCCCCGGCGUUCCCCUCCGCUCGCAGGGUCGGAGCGGUUUCAGCUCCGUGAGGGCCCCGCAGCCAUGUCCACCUUCCGUCAGGAGAGCGUGGAGGACUUCUAUGAGAUGGGGGAAGAGCUGGGCAGCGGCCAGUUUGCCAUUGUACGAAAAUGCCGGGAGAGGAAAACGGGUCUGGAGUACGCAGCCAAAUUCAUCAAGAAGCGUCGGCUGUCGUCCAGCCGUCGGGGCGUGAGCCGGGAGGAGAUCGAGAGGGAGGUGGACAUCCUGCGGGAGAUUCAGCACCCCAACAUCAUCACGCUGCACGACAUCUUCGAGAACAAGACGGACGUAGUGCUGAUCCUGGAGCUGGUCUCGGGUGGUGAGCUCUUUGAUUUCCUGGCUGAGAAGGAGUCCCUGACGGAGGAGGAGGCCACCCAGUUCCUCAAGCAGAUCCUGGAUGGGGUGCACUACCUGCACUCCAAGCGCAUCGCCCACUUUGACUUGAAGCCGGAGAACAUCAUGCUGCUGGACAAGAAUGUACCAAACCCUCGCAUCAAACUCAUCGACUUCGGGAUCGCCCACAAGAUUGAAGCUGGGAAUGAAUUCAAGAAUAUAUUUGGGACCCCGGAGUUUGUAGCCCCAGAAAUUGUGAACUAUGAACCCCUGGGGCUGGAGGCCGACAUGUGGAGCAUCGGGGUCAUCACUUACAUCCUGCUGAGCGGAGCCUCCCCCUUCCUGGGGGAAACAAAGCAAGAGACCCUGACCAACAUAUCUGCCGUCAACUACGACUUCGAUGAGGAGUAUUUCAGCAACACCAGUGAGCUGGCCAAGGACUUCAUCCGCCGCCUGCUCGUCAAGGACCCCAAGAAGCGGAUGACCAUUGCUCAAAGCCUGGAACACCCUUGGAUUAAGGUAAUCAAGAGGAGGAACGUCCGCAAUGAAGACAGCUGCAAGAAGCCUGAGCGCCGUCGGCUGAAGACCACACGCCUGAAGGAGUACACCAUCAAGUCCCACUCCAGCAUGCCGCCAAACAACACAUACAUCAACUUUGAGCGCUUCUCCAAGGUCAUGGAGGAGGUGGCUGCAGCCGAGGAGAGCCUCCGAGAGCUGGAGAGGAACAAGAAGUCCUUCCAGGAGGACAUCGAGGCCCUGCUGUCCAUCUAUGAGGAGAAGGAGUCGUGGUACAAAGAGGAGAAUGAGAGCAUCAGCCAGGACCUCCGCCAGAUCCGGCAGGAGCUGCAGAAGACGGAGGCCCUGAAGAAGCAGGCGCAGGAGGAGACCAAGAGCGUGGUACAGGUGGCCAACGGCCUCAAGAGGCGUUACCGAAAGCUGGAGAACCACUACGAGGCAUUGGCCAAGCAGGUGGCUUCGGAAAUGAAGUUUGUCCAGGAGCUGGUGUGGUCCAUUGAGCGGGAGAAGCUGCAGAGCGGUGAGGGAGACGGCAGCAUCCGCUAGCUCAGCCGGUGCCGGGGUCGGCUGCCCUUGGGCUGAGGUUGGGUCAUCCUUCUCGAUUCCCCCCCGCUGACCCGCAGCGGCAGGCAGCGCCGAAGGGACCUCAGUGGCUCUGCCCCUUGCUUGCCCGAGGAGCCGGUCCACGGACAGCCUUCGGUAAAUGUUCCCAGGCCCUGCUGGGCUCGCGGUGGUGUGCCGGGGACUUGUGCCUCUCUGGAGACCCUCACUUCAGGGGGCUUGAGUUGUGCUCACCUGGGUUUUGGCUUUCUGCUUGUGGCUCUUGCUUGGCUUGCUGUCCACGUGUUCCCUGUGCUCCCCCUGGCUGCUCCACUCGCUGCCGCAGGGCUUGGGGACCAGUUCUCCCCGUCCCACCCAGGGCCUGGCUCUCCGAGGUGCUGCAGCGCCCUGCCUGGCGGGGGGGAGCUUGGUGGGGAGACCCCUCCUCUAAACCCUCGCAGCAGCUCAACGUCUGCCAUGCGUGAGCCAUGACCAAGGACUGAUUCCUGCGUGGUCCAACACGCCGCAGCCCCAUGGGUGACCCCGGCCGUCCCCCAUUCUCCCCGGGGGCAUUGCAUCCCCCUGUUCCCCACCCCAGCCCUCGGUCCCACCGGGCGCUCCCCCUUUUAACAAAAUAAAGGUUUCCGUGCACCGGG
This is a messenger RNA of Aquila chrysaetos chrysaetos, 2207 nucleotides long. RefSeq names its product death associated protein kinase 3 (gene DAPK3). Gene Ontology annotation, molecular function: ATP binding; protein serine/threonine kinase activity. NCBI's taxonomy places the organism in Eukaryota, Metazoa, Chordata, Aves, Accipitriformes, Accipitridae. The record is from RefSeq and is a predicted model, not a curated record. Gene Ontology annotation, biological process: intracellular signal transduction; positive regulation of apoptotic process; protein phosphorylation. The coding region runs from base 187 to 1557 and encodes 456 amino acids. The transcript has 9 exons. Gene Ontology annotation, cellular component: cytoplasm; nucleus.